AUGGUCUCCAAGUCGAACCCGCAACCCGUCAAUGAGACCCGCUGGUAUUACAUGGGACCCGAUAACGAGUGCUACGGUCCAUACACCAACAAAGAUAUGACAUUUUGGACGCAAUCCGGUUAUUUUAGCGAGUGUCUUCCAGUUCGUACCGAAAAUGAGACUCAAUAUCACACGCUUGGUGAAUGGACAACGUUCUGUGGCGGAACUCUGCCUUUCCUCUUGGGUAACGUGCACUCGAUGGAGUCGUUUGUCCAACAGUUCAACAUGAGACCACAGGGGCCACCUGGGCCACCAAUGAUGAUUAUGCCGACUGGAGUUCCGCCAUACCCACCACCGGUACGAUUCCCGCACUCGUUUGUUACACUGCCUCCAAUUCAUCAUCAAAUGGGACCGAACGGUCAAACCCAGCACCAGAUGCACUCGCAACCGCCAUCGGAGCCAAUCGACGCUGGAAGCUUGUCUCAUACUCCGGAUAGCGAGAAGGAUAUUCGUGGUAUCGAGUUUCUUGCAAGCCAGCAAAGCAAAAACUCGUGGCUCCAAGAGCUCGGCCUUUUGCCGCGCAACAACGCGUUACACCAACAACAGCAAAUGCAGCGAAACGCGUACGUUCAGGAGGGACCGCAGAUGCAGCACGCACAAACGGAGACUGACAAGGCGAGCCUUAGAGAUAGCUCGACUCAGACUGAGCCGCUCCAGUUGUCGAAAGCCAAUGCGAUUCGUGUUUUGUCGGAGUUGUUCGGAUCGGCUGUCGUUAUCAACUAA
Caenorhabditis bovis is the source of this 762-nucleotide messenger RNA. NCBI's taxonomy places the organism in Eukaryota, Metazoa, Nematoda, Chromadorea, Rhabditida, Rhabditidae. The record is from the annotation of a GenBank genome assembly.